Messenger RNA from Ramularia collo-cygni, 1614 nucleotides. Its product is annotated as probable permease of the major facilitator superfamily. The record is from RefSeq and is a predicted model, not a curated record. Gene Ontology annotation, biological process: transmembrane transport. The coding region runs from base 1 to 1614 and encodes 537 amino acids. Gene Ontology annotation, cellular component: membrane. The transcript is spliced from 8 exons. Lineage: Eukaryota; Fungi; Ascomycota; Dothideomycetes; Mycosphaerellales; Mycosphaerellaceae. Gene Ontology annotation, molecular function: transmembrane transporter activity.
AUGAACGGUGACAAAGGCAGCGUGGAGCGCGUUGAAGAUGCGGAUAAGCGCCCCUCGUCGCGGAAGCUAAGCAUAGUGGACGCAACAAAGGGCGAUCGGGCUCUAGCUCUCAUUGGUGAUGAGCGCAUCAGUUUGACUGAUGAGGAUAACAGGAGGAUUCGCCGCAAGACGGAUAAAGUCAUCCUCGCCAUUCUCGUCUGGGUGUAUUUCCUCCAGAUUCUCGACAAGACCGUACUUGGCUAUGGAGCUACCUUUGGAUUGAAAGAAUCGACGGGUCUCAAGGGAAACCAAUACUCUCUCGUGGGUAGUAUUGCGCCUAUUGCACAGUUAGCAUGGCAACCUUUCUCCUCCUUCUUGAUCGUCAAGGUCCCUCACCGCAUCCUGAUGCCUUGCCUCGUGCUAGGAUGGGGAAUCGCACAAACUGCCAUGGCUGCCUGCCACAACUACGGAGGUCUUCUGGCAGCCCGCUUCUUUCUUGGACUUUUUGAAGCUGGUUGUCUGCCUCUGUUCAGCAUCAUUACCUCCCAGUGGUAUCGGCGAGCUGAACAACCCCUCCGAGUCGCGGCUUGGUAUAGCACGAAUGGACUCGCAACUAUCGCGGCCAGUGCACUUUCAUAUGGUCUGGGACAUAUCAAGUCUGGAACACUUGAGUCCUGGCAGAUUCUCUUCUUAUUCGUUGGCCUGGUCACCAUCAUUUCCGCGCCCUUUGUAUAUUGGAAGCUCGAUAACGAUAUUCCUUCAGCGCGCUUCCUUUCCGAAUUUGAGAAGCAGCAAGCUAUCGAGCGCUUGAGAGCAAACCAGACGGGUACUGGUUCUCGGGAUUUCAAGUGGUCUCACAUUGGGGAGCUUGCACUCGAACCAAAGACCUACCUUUGGGUCAGUCUGUCGCUUCUUUUGAACGUGGGAGCUAGUGUGACCAACACGUUUGGUCCCCUCAUUAUCGGAGGAUUGGGCUUCGACAAGUACCUCACCUCUCUGCUCAACAUGCCAUUCGGCGCCCUGCAGUUUAUUGUCAUCCUUUUCGCAUCCUACGCAGCCGCAAAGUUCCGGAGCAAGUCUAUCAUCCUUCUGAUCUUGACAAUACCUGUCAUUGCCGGCCUCGCCAUGCUCUACACGAUCAAGCACACAGACAGCAACCAAGGCGCUCUGCUCGCAGGAUACUACCUAUUGUCCUUCUUAUUCGGCGGUAAUCCAUUGAUUGUAGCUUGGAUCGUGGGAAACACCGCGGGGACUACGAAGAAGAGUGCUCUGAUGUCGAUCUACAACGCGGGAUCAUCUGCAGGCAACAUCAUUGGGCCGCUGCUAUUCAACUCAAAGGAUGCUCCGGAAUACGUUCCAGGUCUGCGGGCAGUCCUGGGUAUCUUCUGUGCUCUAGCCGCCUGCGUAGUCCUCCAAGCAGGCAAUUUGAUGUUCUUGAAUAAGCUACAAGAACGUAAACGAGUCAAAGUCGGCAAGCCUGCAAAGAUCAAGGAUCUUAGCAUGCAGGACACUUAUCAAAACAAUUCUGAGGACCAGCUCGACGAGGGUGACAAUCACCAACGUCCAAGAAUCGGAGAUCAGGCAUUUCUGGACAAGACUGAUCGUGRGAAUGAGGACUUUGUGUAUAUCUACUGA